Messenger RNA from Caenorhabditis elegans, 1046 nucleotides. It is a transcript of the gene Y32G9A.3, whose product is annotated as Protein kinase domain-containing protein. The transcript has 4 exons. NCBI's taxonomy places the organism in Eukaryota, Metazoa, Nematoda, Chromadorea, Rhabditida, Rhabditidae. The record is from RefSeq and is marked reviewed. Bases 469 to 897 code for a protein of 142 amino acids.
CUUAUUGAAAAGAGUAUUCGUCGUUGGAUUGCUUUUUGGAUCUUUCUUCGUCUGAUUUCACUUUUUUUUUGUUGGAUUUCACUUUUUUUGGUUGUUUUCAUCGUACUCUUUGCAUCAUCAUGAUCAGGAUUUGUUCGGGUACCUCCUUGCCCACACGGAAAGGAAGAAUGUGAUGACGUGGAAAGCGAUGGGAAUAACGAUGGGAGGCAGGCUUGAUGCUGGUAACGCGGGAGUGGCGUACAGAUGCACGUUGGACGGGAAAGAGUUAGUGGCAAAGCUCUAUCCUCUACAGACGGAUAGUGUCAAUCUUCAAGCCCAGGCCGAAAUUCAAGCCUAUGGCCGCCUCACUCCUGUCGCCAAGAAGACACCCAAUUUUUCGCCUCUCAAGACGUCGGCUGUCGUCACUAAACUUCCCGAUUAAAAGAGUUGCUGCCUGACGAUGACAUGGAUCACAUGCUUGUUCUGGUGAUGGAGCAUGCCGGAACACAGUUCGGCCAGGGUUACCUGACGGCGGACGUAGCGACGAGCAUCCUACGUCAAUUCGUCUUGUCGACGAUGCUUGCAAAUGAAGCCGGGGUCUUUCAAAACGAUCCAAACUUCGGGAACUUGCUUGUGAAGGAAACCAAAGAGGACCAGCUGGUGUUCAAGAUGAAUCGUCAGAAAAUGAAAGUCAAGAGCCACGGAGUAUUGCUCACGAUCAUUUACUUCAGUCAAGCCACGAAUGUUCUGGAUCCCACCAGCCCACCACACGAAGACGUUGCAAGUCUGGCUCAGGAUUUGAAGGAACUUGCGACGUCCGUUGCUGAUCGUGAUAAGAUGGUGCAAACCUUUGGAGCAUGUGCCACAGCCACUUCAAUGCAGGACAUCUAUCCAAAUAGCGACUUGUUCAAGGACUGAUGGGAUCUUCACGACUCUGCUGCGAAAAAUUACUCGCUUAAUUCAACUUUCUGUGAUUUCUUUUUUAAUUCAUUCCUGUCAUACUCUAUUUAAAAUUUUUUCCCCCAUUUUUUUCUCCUGAUUAGAAAGAAAAUAAAAAAUAUUUAUUU